Molecule: messenger RNA, 1458 nt
Organism: Plasmodium gallinaceum
Lineage: Eukaryota; Apicomplexa; Aconoidasida; Haemosporida; Plasmodiidae
Product: conserved Plasmodium protein, unknown function
Exons: 1
Coding region: 1-1458 (485 amino acids)
Source: RefSeq, a predicted model, not a curated record
AUGAAGAGCAAUCAAAAUAAUAUAACAGAUGAAUUAUUAAAUGAAAAAAAAGAUGUAAAAUUAAUAAAUGAAUCCGAAGAAAAUAAAUAUAAUUUAAAAAGUGAAUCACAUUCUAGUUCAGAAUUUGAAUUCAAUUUCAAAAAAAACAUUACAGAUAAUUUUGAAGUAAAAAACAGAGGAUUGUUUAAACUUUCCUUGGGAAAUCAAACAUAUUUAAAAUCAAAUCCCAUUAAUGAAAAUGAAAAUGAAAAGAAAAUAUAUGAUCCAUACAAAAAAAAAAAUUUGGAAUAUGAUAAUAAAAAUAAUGGUAUAAUAAAACCUAAAUUUUUAGAAGAAGAUAAAACAAAAAACGUUGACGAAAACAAAGAUAAAAUAAUAUCUAAACUAAAAAAAGAAAUAAAAUUGUUAACCAACAAACUAAAAGAAAAAGCAGAUAAGAUAGAAAAUGUGCAAAAAGAUAACUUUCACUUAGAACAAAUGUAUAAGAAUAAAUAUUAUAUAGAUAUUAAAAAAGAAAAAAAAAAGGUAAUUGAUAUUCACUCUAAAAAUAAUGAAUUAAUAAGAAGACUUAAUUAUUACAGUGAAUCUUUUCAGCAAUUAAAACAAAAAAUUCGAUGUUUAACUAGAAAUGUUCUUUCUCUUAUUCAGUGCAUUGAUACCACUGAAAAUUUAAAAUUUUUAUGUAAGAAUAUGAAUGAUAUUUCGGUUAUAUUAGAAUCUACCGAAUAUAAAAGUUCCGAAGAAGAUAAAUAUGAACCUAAAGAAAAUAACGAAAAACUAAAUAUUUUUAAUUUAAAAAAUGUAAGGAAUAGAAAUAAAAAAAAAGAAAAUAGGGAUCCUACAAAAAAAUUAUACCAUAGUAUAAGUUCAUUGCAUAAUAAUUAUAAAUUUACUCCAAAUUGCAAAUGUACAACUAAAAAAAAAGAAAAAUUAGGAUAUAUAUUAACUAAUAAAAAAACUGAUUUUUUAAAAAGUGAUUCAUUUUUAAACUGUUGUAAGAAAAUAAAUAAACAAAAGAAAAAUCUACCUAAUUCUCCAAUAAAAAAAAAAUACUCAUUUGAAUAUUAUUAUAACUUAAAAAAACCUAGUAAUAUAAAUUCGAAAAAAAAAAAUACAUUACCAAAUUUGUCAAUACAUAUGAAGAAGAUAUCUCCUGAAACCACUGAGAAUAUAUUGAACUUAUUUAGAAAAACAAGGAAAAUUAAUUAUUUAUUAAGAAAUUCCUUAAAUGUAGAAAAUUAUAAAAAAGAUAAUUCUCAAAAAAGAAAUAAAAGUAAUGGAAACUACAAAAAAGAGAGUGUAAAGCGAAAAGCAUCUAUAGAAUAUACACUAAAAAAUAAUUAUUAUUCUAUAAAACGUAACUCUAAUUUAAAAAAAGAAACAUUGAAUAAUUUAUUAUCAAAAGAAAUACACAAUAGAAGCAUUAUAGAUAAAAUUACCAAAAUUUCAAAAAUAUAG